Messenger RNA from Aphanomyces invadans, 3499 nucleotides. RefSeq lists its product as hypothetical. Bases 41 to 1966 code for a protein of 641 amino acids. Lineage: Eukaryota; Oomycota; Saprolegniomycetes; Saprolegniales; Verrucalvaceae. The transcript has 6 exons. The record is from RefSeq and is a predicted model, not a curated record.
AACUUCCAUCGAUCGAUUUGGCGCGACGCUUCAAACUCGAAUGGCCGCCGCCCCGUCGAUUGUCCCGCCCCUCGUGGAAAAUGCACUUCGCGAUGCCAUCGCGUCCUUCCCAAAGGACCUCCAAGACUCACUGACAGAGAAAUUUACGGCAUACUAUGCCAACCCCGAGACGGUGCACGUGGAACAGGUCGUUCAGAAACGCAUGACCGAUGCCCACGCACAGCGCUUGCUCUUCGCACCGACGAAGGAUCAUGCAGCAUUUUAUGUGCUCCUUGUUCAAGGACCACCAAAAGGAGCCCCCGAGACGCAUCCUUGCUUCAUCGUGUGUCAGCGAUACCUGGCAAUGUGGUACCUCUGCCACGCGCGGCACUGGUCCCUUAGCAGCGAAUUCGUCCUUCACGGUGGGCUGCAUUCGCUGGUCGAUCUCUUCACGCAUGAGAAUUUGCACUUUCGUGGCCAGGCCUUGGACGUGUUCACGCAGAUCACAAGCAACCCCGACUUCGACUGGUUUCAACCCCCAACGUGUCCUGAGGCCAAGUCUUUGCACGGGAAGAUGCUGCUUCUCGCCAACUCGACGGACUUCAUCCGGGCGCUCGUCUCGAACAAGGACAUCGCGGCCAUGUCGCUGUAUGCUCUUCAGAUCCUAGCGUUUUACAUGAGCUGGGUCCGCAAACUGUACUCGAAAGGCGAGUUGCGCCUGAGUUCGGCUCUCCUGGCCACGAUUUCCGACUGGAAAACUACGGCCGCAUCGGACGAAGAGCGCGAACUUGCCACCAACGUAUUCGACGACUUCAACCGGUGGCCAGCCGUCGAUGCACCAGCUACUGACAAACCGCUGACCAACGCCCUGCCAGUCUUCGAAGGAGUAGAGUACCCCAAAGAAACCCUGUACUUAAAACAAGCUCGGGACGCCCUCGUCGCCUCAGACUAUGACCAGACUGUCUCGUUCACGACGGCGUUCCUUCGGGACACCCACGACGCCGCGUCAGCUGACCGCGUCCAAGCACUCGGCCUGCGAGGUCGUGCGCGAUUGCUCCGUCAACUUGACCGCGCCGAUAUGAAAAAGGCAGUCGACGACACCAGCUCCGCGCUGGACAUGUUGAAUCAAGUGGCAAUAUCAACCACACAAGGAGACCGAGACACCAGCGUCCUCUCGCGAGUUGAUUUAAUGCUUGACAAAGCCACGAUCUUGGCACAACAUUUAAACUUAUUCCGGCCGGCGCUGGCAGCAUUGGAACUCGAUGACGAUACAUGCCUAUCUGCGGACGACGUGGCGGCACUAGACGCGAAGCGAAUUCACGUCAAGUCACUCUGGUCGGACUACGAAGCGCUGCAUGGCAUGAAACAUGCGAAGGAGCAGUCGAUAUUUGAUGCGAUUCUCCAUCGUCGGGGACUCCAUGCGACCGAACUGUCCCCGUCGUUGGUCCCAUCACCAACGAUGCAUCGUUCCAAGCCAAGUGCGAGCGAUAAUCAGGAAAGCCACGACGAUCAUCGCCUCAAGGACAACGUUGACAAAUCGGCGCCACCUACCGCAGACGAUUCAAGCAAUCAAGCGACUAACAGCGAUACCAACUCUGGGCCUUUGCCUUGCGCGUCCACGACCAGACUGCGCCAGGUAUCGUCUGUGGCCUCAAAGAACAAGGCCACUCCGAGCCAUGCCGGCGGCUCUAAACAGUCGUGGAUGACCCCCGUGGCCCGCAAGCUGCUCAAAAGCAAGCACGACCCCCACAUGAUGGCUUCGUUGCUCGAGUCCAUGUCUGCUCAAGACAUUGCGGCCGCGGUGUCGACGAUCCUCAACCCAGACAUUUUGCGCGGACUGCUGCAAGGCGCCGGCCUCGUGGACCCGAAGCACGCCCAUGAAGUGUUGAAGGCCCUGAACACUUUGCCGGCUCUGCCCCUCGUGCUCGAGUUAGCCGAUCCAGACGUCGUGGCAGCCAUGAACUCAUUGACGUUGCACACUCCAUAAUAAAUAGAUGCUUCCCCUAUGAACCUUCUUCGUUUUCUUCGUCGUCAUCGUCGUCGAUGGGGUCCCAUCCCUCUGCAUCGUCGAGCUUCCCGCGAACGGCCGCGGGCAUGGGGAUGAGCCCUUCCAAUGGAGGUGACAAUGGGGCGUUCUCAAGGCUUGGGGUCGUGUCAAGCACUUGCGUAGACAUCGAGGCCGACGUGGCUUUCGCUUUGCCGCGGCCACGACGACCACCAGCGCCAGUACCUGCCGACGCCGUACUUGGCCGGCCUAGCCGACCACUGGUGCUUGCAACACCACGAUUUCCUUGUGCCUUUGUUGCUUGAAAUGGGACUGCGGUUGCUGCUACUGUUGCCGAAGACGGCGACGACACAGCGUAGAAGACGUUGCUCUGGGGCGACGUGUUGCCACCACUCAUCAUAAAGGCGGGCAAGGCGUUGUUGUAGCUCGAAUUGGCGGCAGCUAGCAUUUGCGAAAACGUCUUGGCUUGCGCAGCUUGAGUUUGCGCCUGGAGCUGGGCUUGGACUUGAGCUUGCGCCAACGUGAGCUGUCCGAUCUGCCCCAAGCUCAGCUGCGCCGUCAUGAACAAGUUGGGGUCAGUGAACAUAGACUGCGAGUGCAAGAUCGGGUUGGCCAAAGCGGCCGCGUUCAGUUGCGUGCGGCUCUUCGGCGACAGGGGACCCCGCAGGACAUUAUUCUUGCUGGUCCCGGCUCCACCGCCCCCAGGUCGGAGCCCCGAUGUCGUUGUCAAUGCCGACUUGCGGUUGCUUGGAUUGGUCAGGGUAAUUGCGUUGGCCACACCGGAUCGACGCAGGGUGCGAAACUUGUCCUUGAGCUGGACGUUCGAGCGAUCGUUGAACUGGACGCCAAGGUCUUUGUCCACGAGGAUGAGGCUCCACACAUUGCGUUGUCCGUUGUACUUCUUGACGCCGUCAAUGAGCGCGCGUUCUUCCAUGGUCGUGAACGGGCGGUACUUGCGGUGGUUCUUUCGGUUUUCAGUGUAGCUCGAGAGCUCGGGGCGGGUUUUAAUCAACGUGCGCCACUUGUCCUUCAGAUCGACGCCGGAUCGACCGUGGAAGAGUGGUCCCAAGUGCGGGUCACGCAGGAUGCUGCUCCACGGACAGCUGUCGUCGGCGUACCGUUGGACCCCGAGCACGAGCGCCGUGACUUCAUGUGGGCAGUAUUUCCGUCGCUUGCCCUUGAUGCGGUCGCCAACGUUUUCGCACGCAAAGUCCGGCGAGUUUCGCGGGUACGGGAAGCUAGCGCUGGCCGCGCUCAGCUGCUGGGCCACGACGCUCGCACCCAAGCUCUGGGCGUGCUGGAGUUGUUGGAGUUGCUGCUGCUGGGCCAGCUGCGCGUGGUAGAGCUGAGCCGCGGCAUUGACCGCGUGCAGCUGUUCAUGCUUGGUCGAGUCGUCCUCGUCCAUCAUGGUAGCGCCUUCAACUUGAAGCAACUCUGGGUGGCGCGGUGGGGAUGGGGUAGGCUUGGGGCUGCGGUAGGGCUGCGGCAACCCCCUGAGCGACUCGUCAAAUGACG